This is a messenger RNA of Gossypium arboreum, 414 nucleotides long. Its product is annotated as secreted RxLR effector protein 161-like. The coding region runs from base 1 to 414 and encodes 137 amino acids. The transcript has a single exon. Lineage: Eukaryota; Viridiplantae; Streptophyta; Magnoliopsida; Malvales; Malvaceae. The record is from RefSeq and is a predicted model, not a curated record.
AUGGAAAAUAUUCCCUAUGCAUCAGCUGUUGGGAGUUUAAUAUAUGCUCAAGUUUGUACGCGUCCGGAUGUUACAUUCAUUGUUGGGAUGUUAGGCAGAUAUUUAAGCAACCCUGGUAUAGACCAUUGGAUAGUAGCCAAAAGGGCUACAAGAUAUCUUCAAAGAACAAAAGAUUACAUGCUUACUUAUAAGAGAUCAGAUCUUUUGGAGGUCAUAGGGUAUUCUGAUUCUGAUUUAGCUGGAUACCAAGAUAGUAGGAAAUCUACAUCAGGCUAUAUUUACCUAUUAGUUGGAGGAGCUAUAUCUUGGAAAAGUGUCAAACAGACACUUGUAGCUUCGUCCACUAUGGCAACAGAGUUUGUACAUGCUAUGAGGCAUCAAACCAUGGAAUAUGGUUGCAGAACUUUGUCAUAG